Messenger RNA from Balaenoptera acutorostrata (minke whale), 6021 nucleotides. RefSeq names its product SMAD specific E3 ubiquitin protein ligase 2 (gene SMURF2). Gene Ontology annotation, biological process: negative regulation of BMP signaling pathway; ubiquitin-dependent protein catabolic process. Gene Ontology annotation, molecular function: ubiquitin protein ligase activity; protein binding. The record is from RefSeq and is a predicted model, not a curated record. NCBI's taxonomy places the organism in Eukaryota, Metazoa, Chordata, Mammalia, Artiodactyla, Balaenopteridae. The transcript is spliced from 19 exons. The coding region runs from base 512 to 2755 and encodes 747 amino acids.
CGAUGAGUGGCGGCGGCGGCGGCCCCAAGACCCGGUUCCCUUAGACAAGAGGGCGGGUGGAGGAGGAAGCGGCCGAGCCCCGAGUCCUGCUCCGGCGCCGCCGAGCACCGCCCGCCUCAACCGACCGGCCCCGUCGGCUCCUGGGCCUUGCCGUGCCGAGAGGAGGGAAAGGCGGAGGCGGCUGCGUGGAGGCAGUGGGGGCGCGGGAGCGGGCGGAGGCGGCGCCGCCGGCCGCGGCUGCCGCUUUGUUGUGCGUCCCGGGCCGAGGAAGGAGAAGUGGGAGGAGGGGGGAGCUCGGCGUCCCGCUCCCUCCGCGGCUCAUGGCGACGACGCUCGGCACAUCCGGGACCCUCCGGCCGUGGCGGCCGCGGCGCAGGCUGCUCGGGCCCCAGCCCCGGCCGCUGUGGUGACUGCGCCGCGCCUCGCCGUCGCCCCCGCCCCGCCCGCCGCCCGCCGGCCCCGGGCCCCGCGCCGCGGCCGCAGCCUCGCCGCCGCCCCCGCCGCCGGGGACAUGUCUAACCCCGGGGGCCGGAGGAACGGGCCCGUCAAGCUGCGCCUGACAGUACUCUGUGCAAAAAACUUGGUGAAAAAGGAUUUUUUCCGGCUUCCUGAUCCAUUUGCUAAGGUGGUGGUUGAUGGAUCUGGGCAGUGCCAUUCUACAGAUACUGUGAAGAAUACACUUGAUCCAAAAUGGAAUCAGCAUUAUGACCUGUAUAUUGGAAAGUCUGAUUCAGUUACGAUCAGUGUAUGGAAUCACAAGAAGAUCCAUAAAAAACAAGGUGCUGGAUUUCUUGGUUGUGUUCGUCUUCUUUCCAAUGCCAUCAACCGCCUCAAAGACACUGGUUAUCAGAGGCUGGAUCUAUGCAAACUUGGGCCAAAUGACAAUGAUACAGUUAGAGGACAGAUAGUAGUAAGUCUUCAGUCCAGAGACCGAAUAGGCACAGGAGGACAAGUUGUGGACUGCAGUCGUUUGUUUGAUAAUGAUUUACCAGAUGGCUGGGAAGAAAGGCGAACUGCCUCUGGAAGAAUCCAGUACCUAAACCACAUAACAAGAACUACGCAAUGGGAACGCCCAACACGACCAGCAUCUGAAUAUUCUAGUCCUGGCAGACCUCUUAGCUGUUUUGUUGAUGAGAACACUCCAAUUAGUGGAACAAACGGUGCAACAUCUGGACAGUCUUCAGAUCCCAGACUGGCAGAGAGGAGAGUCAGGUCACAACGACAUAGAAAUUACAUGAGCAGGACACAUUUACAUACUCCUCCAGACCUACCAGAAGGCUAUGAACAGAGGACAACACAACAAGGUCAGGUGUAUUUCUUACAUACUCAGACUGGUGUGAGCACAUGGCAUGAUCCAAGAGUGCCUAGGGAUCUUAGCAACAUCAAUUGUGAAGAGCUUGGUCCGUUGCCUCCUGGAUGGGAGAUCAGGAAUACAGCAACAGGCAGAGUUUAUUUCGUUGACCAUAACAACAGAACAACACAGUUUACAGAUCCUCGGCUCUCUGCUAACUUGCAUUUAGUUUUAAAUCGGCAGAACCAAUUGAAAGACCAGCAACAGCAGGUGGUAUCGUUGUGCCCUGAUGACACAGAGUGUCUGACAGUCCCACGGUACAAACGAGACCUGGUUCAGAAACUAAAAAUUUUGCGGCAAGAACUUUCCCAGCAACAGCCUCAGGCUGGCCAUUGCCGCAUUGAAGUUUCCAGGGAAGAGAUUUUUGAGGAAUCAUAUCGACAAGUCAUGAAAAUGAGACCGAAAGAUCUCUGGAAGCGAUUAAUGAUAAAAUUUCGUGGAGAAGAAGGGCUUGACUACGGAGGGGUUGCCAGGGAGUGGUUAUAUCUCUUGUCACAUGAAAUGUUGAAUCCUUAUUAUGGCCUCUUCCAGUAUUCAAGAGAUGAUAUCUAUACAUUGCAGAUCAAUCCUGAUUCUGCAGUUAAUCCGGAACAUUUAUCAUACUUCCACUUUGUUGGACGAAUAAUGGGAAUGGCUGUGUUUCACGGACAUUAUAUUGAUGGUGGUUUCACAUUGCCUUUUUAUAAACAGUUGCUUGGGAAGUCCAUUACCUUGGAUGACAUGGAGUUAGUUGAUCCAGAUCUUCAUAACAGUUUAGUGUGGAUACUUGAGAAUGAUAUCACAGGUGUUUUGGACCAUACCUUCUGCGUCGAACAUAAUGCCUAUGGUGAAAUUAUUCAGCAUGAACUUAAACCAAAUGGCAAGAGUAUCCCUGUUACUGAAGAAAAUAAAAAAGAAUAUGUCAGACUCUAUGUGAACUGGAGAUUUUUACGAGGAAUUGAGGCACAAUUCCUGGCCCUGCAGAAAGGAUUUAAUGAAGUAAUUCCACAGCAUCUGCUGAAGACAUUUGAUGAGAAGGAGUUAGAGCUCAUUAUUUGUGGACUUGGAAAGAUAGAUGUUAAUGACUGGAAGGUAAACACCCGGUUAAAACACUGUACACCAGACAGCAACGUUGUCAAGUGGUUUUGGAAGGCCGUGGAGUUUUUUGAUGAAGAACGACGAGCGCGGUUACUUCAGUUUGUGACGGGCUCGUCCCGAGUGCCUCUGCAGGGCUUCAAAGCUUUACAAGGUGCUGCAGGCCCACGACUCUUUACCAUACACCAGAUUGAUGCCUGCACUAACAACCUGCCAAAAGCCCACACUUGUUUCAAUCGAAUAGACAUUCCGCCCUAUGAAAGCUAUGAAAAGUUAUAUGAAAAGCUGCUAACAGCCAUUGAAGAAACAUGUGGAUUUGCUGUGGAAUGACAACUUCAAGGAUUUACCCAGGACUCUAUUUAUACCCCUGACUGACAGCCUCCUUUCAGCAGAGUUUCAAGGAACGCUGACAUACAGGAAAGUGCACCCCCCUUUUUAAAAAAAUAUUAGGAUACUGUGAGGGGAAAGGACAAUUCUGAAAUUCCUUUUCAAGGAAAAAAAGGUCUUUAUGCUUUGCCAUGAGGCCACAUUCAGCUGCUAUUUAAAAUUAAUAUCUUGAACCUAAAGAAUGCUGACUUUUCCUACAUUUCCAGAGUUAGGCAGUAUUCUACACUUAAAGACUACUACUAUUUUUAUAAAAGGUAAUCUAUUCAAAUCGCUUCACAGAUUUCAACUCUUAUCAAACAUCAAGACAACAUCAGCAGUCGGUACAAGUCACAUUUCAUUUUGGUUGAAUACAUGAUUUUGAACAGCUCCUGUACUUGCUCUUUGUAAAAAAAAAUAAAAUUAUUUUGAAUUAUUCUACCUUUGUAAACAAUUGGCUAUAAAAGAAUCUUUAAAAAAUUAAGCCAUUUACAUGUUUAAUUACAUUUUUCUAUAGCAAAGCAUUAUAUUUUAAAAGCAUUAUAUGUUUCAACCUAGCCUAAGUGAGUCUUUUUUUAUAUUUUUCAAGCAUGAAUUCCGUGGAAUACAGCUAUAUAAUUUUGGUUGUCAAAUUCUUAAUGCAACCAUUUAGUCUGAACUUAGUAGCUUAUUUGCUACAAUAAGAUGCAUUCAGGGGCUCCCUGUUUUUAAGAGACUUUAAAAAAAAUCUUAAUUUUUUAUCUUGAAUGAAUAUGAUCGGGUAUUUUGGAUUUACUUUGCAUCUUAAAUGGAAAUACUGCAGUUUUAUAGCUACUCAGAUCAUGUGGAUGGGAUGGGAUUUUCAUUCUUUUAUUGGGUCAGCUUAUCUUUGAUAUAUAUACUAUUUCUUUAAACCAAAGUCUCCUGUGACAAGUGCACCUAACUUAUAUUACAUUUUAAUUAUGGUAAGUUUCUAUCAAGUAAACCAUCCUGAAUCUCUGUGUUUAGCUGCUCAUAUUUUAAUCAGAUAAAAUUAUGAAAAGGAAAAAUUUUGCUCUAAAGAUUAUUUAGCAAGCUUAGAAAACCCUGUUUUUACCUAACAAAAUGAAGUGGGGUGGUCGGGCAGGGAUGUGAUUACUAAGAAACAAGCGAUUCUGACUCUAUCGCAGACAAUACUCUUCGUCUGAAGAGUGAUUUUGGAGGUAAGGGAAUCCCAGUUCGCUUGGUGUUGAAGAUCAGCAUUUGAUUUUGAAAUAUCCAGAUUUAGCUUUCAAGGUGUGUGGCAUGUUGCAUGAUCCAGAAGGCAACCACAAUUCUGGAGUGAGAGAUUGGAAAAAUCUGAAAUCAUGGGUGGAUUUUUAAAUUCAAGUAUCAGAAAUCUGCACUAUUUUGUUUUUUUUACAUUGUUGUGAAAUCAAGAAUAGCAAUUUUGAUGAGAUAGCUUUGUUUAAAUUUUACAGCUUAAUUAUCAAGUGAAUAAGCCCCUUGUGUUCUUUCAUUUGAUGGAUUGGUUUUCAGUCUGUGUUCUUGGAGCCAAGGGCCUCCUCAGAGGUGCCUCAGAAGUAAUGGUUAAGAGAGGAGGGACAGAGAGAGGGAGAAGAAACGUAGCUGGUACUUGAGCAGGGGUCUCGAACUCCCCACCCCUCUUUACCCAGAGCAGCUUCGAUUUUCCUCUUGUAUAUGCAUUGGAAUUCCACGUAAGCUUUCAUGGGGGCUAGGAGGGGUGGGGGGAUGGGUAGAAUAAAAGAGGUGGAAAAUUUGCUGCUUAAAAAAAAGUUGAGAACUACUCCUGUCGUUUCUAAGUAUUUAAAUUUAUUUCAUUCAGCCAAAUUUGACAGCCACACAAGCUGGUUACAGUCAUAACUGUGUAGUGGCGAUGUGCUUAUGCUGACCUUUUUCUUCCCAAACAAUUUGUUUUCCUACUGCAUUCUUAGUAGUACCGAAGAACAUCUUAAAACAUACUGUUUGAUUAUCAGUAGUUUUCAGCUUUCACGAUAGUACCUUAUUGGUUGCAGGUCCAUCUCUCUCUUAUAUGAAAGCACUAGCGCAGUGUAACUGCCUAUUAUAAUCUUUCAGUAAUAGUAAGUACAUGAUGAACACUUCAGAGAAAUCAUAACUGACGGAUACAGUAAUAAUGAAAUGCUACUCUCACACUAAUGUACAAUAUAGAGCAGGCAAAUACCAUCGCUUUUUGAGUGCCUUCUUAAUUUUAUAAUAAUGACUUAAUAGAGCUUUAACAGAAAUAAAUUACCCUCCCUUACAGUCUAUGGUAUCACCAACAUAAUUUAUAAGAACAGGAUGAUUUAGAUUUCAUUUUCAAAGUUAUGUUACCUGAUCACUUCCAAAUAGGUGCUAAGCAAACAAAACGUGCCAAUGUAUCAUUGAACCUUGGACUUGCACCUCAUGUGUAAUGUGAAUAUUUAUUUCCACAUGUCCCUCUUAGAUGGGUUUUUUCUAAUCCUUCCUCUAGUUUUAUUUCAGAUUUGUGAUAUCAUGUUUCCAUACAUUGCCUUUGCAUCAUGAAUACUUAAUUAUGAACAAUGGUUACUUUGUAGAGCUCAUAUGCAAUACAGAGGUGAGUUUUGUUUCCGAGGGUCUUACUUCUUUGGUGUAAAGAGUUUUUAAAUAGUGCUGUGUAUAGUGUACAUUUUGUUUUGCACAUAGUUUGUUGCCCUGAAUGGGUUUUGUUUUUACCAAGUCUUUUAUUUUUUCCUUGUAAUUACACUCCAGAGCACAAGUUUCCUUUCUUUUAAAUACAAUGUAAUUUGCUUUAUUUUACAACACUAAGUCUGCUUGAACUUCUGGUGCAUCGAGCUGAUUGCAUUGACGGGAGUUAGAGAUUGUUCCAGACAUCUUUACAGUUUGAUAGAGCAGCUCCUUCUGCUUCUGUCUUUAGGCUGCAGCACAGUCAAUGGGUGCCAUUUGUAGUAUUUAAUGUACUUACAUUAGGAUGAUGAUUGUACCAAAUGCUGAGUUGUUUUGUUUCUAGAUGUAAUUAGUUCACUUAAUGUAAUAUUCUUCCUUCUCUCAAACUGACUUUAAAACAAAGUUUUAUCAUUUUCAUUGUAUUUGUAUUUAUUACAGAGUGUUUUAGCUUUGAUAUUCUUUGUAUUUUCACUCAGUUGUUACAUGAGCUUUAUCAAUAACAUCUGUAUAAAUGGUUUUAAAAAAUUAACUAUGUAUGUGCCCAUGCCGAAGUUGAGCAAUAAAAUGAAUGCUGUUUGCACUGUCACAGCAUCAAAGUUUUUAAAGAA